Messenger RNA from Durio zibethinus, 1184 nucleotides. RefSeq lists its product as uncharacterized. The record is from RefSeq and is a predicted model, not a curated record. Lineage: Eukaryota; Viridiplantae; Streptophyta; Magnoliopsida; Malvales; Malvaceae.
GUCUUGUGGAUUCACAUUCACUAAAUUUAGCAUGUACAAGCAGAGAGAAGUGAUUAAUAAACCCAAAAAUAGCUCAAAACCCACCAAUCUCCAACUUGCGAAUCACAAAAUUAAAGCUAACUAUUUGUAAUAUGGUUAACUUCCGGAUAAGCUCAUAACCCCAAAAUGACAACCUCAUAUUUGAUGCCAUUGUUUUCACCUCAAUUCCAAACCUCUUUCUUGGUGGUGGUUUUUUGUUCUUUUUCGCUGCUGGCUGUGGCCAUUGAUGGUGACUCCACCGGCACGAAAAGUAAUCGUGGUAGCUGACCCGACUCCCCACUCAGCGGCAGCCCUCCAAUAUGCUCUUUCCCAUGCAUUGCUAGAGCAAGACGAGCUGAUUCUUUUUCAUGUUGACAACCCCAAUUCAUGGAAAAACACGUUCUCUACUUUCUUAAGGAGACCAAGUUUUUCUUCUGGUGCCACAACUCCUAAUUCUGUCCCUGAAGGAGCUUCCACUGACAUUGAUUUUCUUGACCAAAUGAAACGUGCAUGUGAGAUUGCUCAGCCUAAAAUCCCUGUACGUGUAGAAAAAACUGACAUGGAUGGGAGAGAUAAGGCUGCUGUAAUUCUUUCUAAGAGCAAAGCUCUAGGAAUUGAUCUUAUUAUCAUAGGGCAGAAGCGGAGUCUCUCUUCGGCAAUACUUGGAUAUAGGCGGCCUAGCGGGUCUAUGAGAGGAUCAAAACCGAUGGACACAGCAGAUUAUUUGAUUGAGAACAGCCCAUGCACCUGUGUUGGAGUGCAGAAAAAAGGACAAAAUGGUGGUUAUGUCCUCAACUCCAAGACCCAUAAAAAUUUCUGGCUCUUGGCAUAAAUUGGACUUGCAUAUAAUCAAGUAACAUUCAAUUGGUCAAAGUCUCAAUGGUCAGUUUGAUGAUCACCAGAGCUUGCUUUUAUCUUAAUUACAAAUUUGUCAUAUUUAGCUUACUUUUCAUUCAAUCCCUUCUUUUUCUUUCUCUUUAGUGAUGAAAUGUUCCAUCUGUAUGUUUUUCUUUAGUUUGAAAAUACAUAGAAAUUGUAAAUAUUUGGAAUUUGGAAAUGACUAGCUCUCUAGAGCCAUAUCCAAAAAAAGUGAGAUGCAGCUGAAACCAAAGCCUUCUUGUUUCUUGUUCCUUUACUUCUUUCGAGUUUCUUUUCUUCCAUUGUGA